AUUGUUGUAUCCUGAUUGGUUGUCCAAUUCCUUCAGUUCAUUCCCGGGUUUUGGAGCCGCCACAGCCAACAUGAGCUCCGUCAUCGUUAAUACGGCUCCGACCGUGACCGUAACGAUCAGCAGCAGCCUGAACUCCUUUACGGCUGAGAAGAGGCUGGACCGGGGCCUCACUCUUGCAGAGAUGAAGUGUAAGCUGGAGCUUGUGGUGGGAUCUCCGGCAUCUUGUAUGGACUUGCAGCUGUACAACACCGACAACAGAUUUCUGCUCAACCUGGAUCAGGACGAUGCCCUCCUGGGAUCCUAUCCUGUUGACAAUGGCUGCAGGAUCCACGUGAUAGACAAGAGCGGAGCCAGAAUCGGAGAAUUUGAGGACCUUUCCAGAGUGGAGAAAUAUGAAAUAUCACAAGACGCCUAUGAGAAAAGAUCAGAUUCAGUGCGCUCAUUUCUCAAGAAGAAUAGGAUGGGUAAAUUUAACGAGGAGGAAACUGCCCAGAAGGCGGCGGAGCAACAGCGGAAACUGGAUGAGGAGAAAGCAGCAGCAGAAACCAUUAAUGUAGGGGAGCGAUGCGAAGUGCGGUCGAUAGGCCAACCCACCAAGCGGGGUACAGUUAUGUACGUAGGUUUAACAGAUUUUAAACCUGGUUACUGGAUCGGAGUUAAAUAUGACGAACCAUUAGGAAAACAUGAUGGCAGUGUUGAGGGAAAACGCUACUUCACAUGUCCUCUGAAGUAUGGUGCCUUCAUGAAGCCUCAGUUUGUAGUAGUUGGAGACUUCCCAGAAGAAGACUAUGGUUUGGAUGAUGAGAUGUGACCUCCCGCAAUAUCUCUACUUUUUGCCUCUUACCUUAAAUACCUGACUUGCCCCACCCAUAUCCCAGUUUUGUUUUCUUUGCCAUAUUGAUACAUAGUAUACAUCGUUCUCCUCCCGCGUGUUUUAGCAAAUAACUCAAGCUGGUAUCACACAUUUAGAAGAACCAUGGAAAAAAUUGGCUGCCAUAGUGAAGCAAUAUCUGAGGCAACCAUAUUAUGAUCUGUGCCAAAAAAACAGUAUGCAGGCCACCAGCAGUAACCGCGUCAUAGAGAAAGAAAUGUUAUAUACAGGGAUGUGUAUAUAAUUUACAUAUACUCUCUAUAUAGAACAUUUCCCACAUUUUUUUUAUGUUUACGAUGACCAAAUGUACAGUACAUGUUAAUUUAUUUAUCACUUUGCUAAUGGUUUAACUAAGUAGGGUGGUUAACCAGACUAAUUAGGUGGGCUUGUUAGUCUGAUUAGAUAGCGUUUUUAUUUUAUUUUUUUUGUCCAGGAAUUUUGUGGGGGUUUUCAAGUUAUAUCAUCUAGUUUCAGUGGCUAAGUUGGACAUGUUUAUUUACUGGAUAUCUAAAGCAGACACCAAACAACGGGUCCAACAGCUUUUUGGUAUUGGAGGCUGUUAAGCUGGGUUGGUUUAAAGUUAUCAGCCUAGUUCCCCUUGUACGUUUUUAUGUACUGUGUGUCGCCACAUGCCAAGCUUAAUAAACAAACAAAGCAGGAGCUGUA
This is a messenger RNA of Bombina bombina (fire-bellied toad), 1537 nucleotides long. It is a transcript of the gene TBCB, whose product is annotated as tubulin folding cofactor B. Gene Ontology annotation, cellular component: microtubule plus-end; nucleus; cytoplasm. Gene Ontology annotation, biological process: tubulin complex assembly; cytoplasmic microtubule organization; post-chaperonin tubulin folding pathway. Gene Ontology annotation, molecular function: microtubule plus-end binding; alpha-tubulin binding. Bases 71 to 811 code for a protein of 246 amino acids. NCBI's taxonomy places the organism in Eukaryota, Metazoa, Chordata, Amphibia, Anura, Bombinatoridae. The transcript is spliced from 6 exons. The record is from RefSeq and is a predicted model, not a curated record.